Molecule: messenger RNA, 1584 nt
Organism: Pleurotus ostreatus (oyster mushroom)
Lineage: Eukaryota; Fungi; Basidiomycota; Agaricomycetes; Agaricales; Pleurotaceae
Exons: 5
Coding region: 1-1584 (527 amino acids)
Source: RefSeq, a predicted model, not a curated record
AUGCCCCGUGUCGCGAAGAGGCAGGCCCUCAGUAGUUCCAGUAGUGCCGCGACAAGCACCUCGAUUGCGGCAACUACUACUCCCGUGGCAACUACUACUCGUACCCGAUUCGGUUUCUUUGAUGGUCCAGAUGACGAUCCAUUCUCGGGCGACCUACCUGGCAGCAGCAGCACCACCAGGGGAGGAGGUCUUGUUCCUACCCUCCCUACCACGACCGCCCGCGGAGGGCUUUUGGAUCCAUUGCUGGGAUUAGGUCCAACACGUACUACUUCACUCUCCUCAUCCUCAACGUCUUCGUCCGUGGCGUCAACGACGACCUCAGCAUCCACUACCAGCACUACCUCCGCUUCUGACACUCUGACUACGAGCUUAGCCACUGAAUCAACCACAAUCUCUAUCUUUGAAUCAUCCUCCAAUGGUCAGAUCAUGACAAUCACGUCUUUCGUCCAGGUUCCCGCCGCAGCUGAAACCUCUGCGAGCCCCGGUGGGGCCAAGCCCCAGCCCAAGGGCUUCCUCGACAACAAACCCUUGUCUGGAGUUGUUUUUGCUCUGUGUGGCUUAGCUGGACUUAUUCUGAUCAUCAUGAUCGCGACUUGCGCUAUGCGGAGGAGACAGAGGAAGAAGUUGAUGAACGAGGCGAUUUCCUUCGACCCAGCCAACAUGCUCGAUCCAUAUAGUCCAGGAAAGGAGGAGGGGACUAUGGGCUUGGAAAGGACCCAUUCUACAGAGAAGCGGAUGAGUGUCAGCAGCUCUGGACAUGGUCACGGCGCUUCUAAUGACGGUGCGUACGGUGGUGUGGCAUCUACGGGGCACGCACACACGACCUAUGGUGUACCUGCCUUGACGUAUGGCUCAACUGCUCGUCAACCGCAAUACCAUCAGGCAACUUACGCAGAGCACCAAACGGCUGAACACCACGGUUAUUACGGUCACGAUCAAUCUCAGGAGCAAUGGUACGGUGCUGCAGCGCACGCGCAGCAUGGUGGCUGGCAAGAUCAAGCGCAGUACCCAGCCUACGCCAACUACGGACAGCCGGAGCCCCCAAUGUCUGCCGCAAGUGCUGCAACAGUUCAUCCACCCGCUCCGCCUGGUAUCGCCAACCAGCCUCCAUACAGUUACAAGAACCCGCCCUCGCUUCCGCAGCUCAACUUCAUAGGUGCCUCACCCCCGGCGUCCUCUGGACACGCGGGGAUCCUCAAUAGCCCCAUUCUCGCUAGUGCCCGACGUGCUUCGUCUAUGCUCGCACGCGGCCCAGCGACUCCUACCGCUGCUUCCGUGGCUCGUUCGGCUACUGUCGCAUCAUCCGCACCCUACUCAGCGUCUCAAACGUCUGAUGUAACGCGGUCGAAGUCGUCUCUGUCGCAUGAGACAGAUAGCUCGGAAUCAGGGGGGAACACUUCCCCCACGAAACACGGGCGGUCACAUUCGAGGGAACUAGACCCUGCAAUGCCCACGCUGCCGCUCUCGCCCAUGUUGCCUGCAACGUUUGGACGGUCUGAUGAAGAGGAUAGCAGGCCGAAUCGCGGCAGUGUCCAUGAUGAUGACGCGAGGUACUUGGGCCGAGGUCCUUUGAAGGUCGGUUGA